This is a messenger RNA of Impatiens glandulifera, 1648 nucleotides long. RefSeq names its product elongation factor Tu, mitochondrial. The record is from RefSeq and is a predicted model, not a curated record. The transcript has 12 exons. Gene Ontology annotation, cellular component: mitochondrion. NCBI's taxonomy places the organism in Eukaryota, Viridiplantae, Streptophyta, Magnoliopsida, Ericales, Balsaminaceae. Bases 44 to 1396 code for a protein of 450 amino acids. Gene Ontology annotation, molecular function: GTPase activity; GTP binding; translation elongation factor activity. Gene Ontology annotation, biological process: mitochondrial translational elongation.
ACCAGUGUCAACAUCAUAACUCUGAAUUGUAGUAAAAUCAUCCAUGGCGUCUGUAGCUCUUCGCUACCCUAAAUCCAGGCGUCUAAUUCCACUUACUUCACAAAUUUACCAAUCUUGUCGUGGAUCCGUCGUCGCCCCCUUUUCUGUAUCGGAAAUAGUCUCCGGAAAUGACACAGCUGCAAUGCAGAUUCCAUUGUGGAGAUCCAUGGCUACCUUCACCAGGACAAAACCUCAUGUUAACGUGGGAACCAUUGGACAUGUUGAUCAUGGGAAGACCACACUAACUGCAGCAAUUACUAGGGUUUUAUCAGAAGAAGGAAAAGCGAAAGCAAUUGCAUUCGAUGAAAUUGACAAGGCCCCAGAAGAAAAAAAGAGAGGAAUUACAAUUGCAACGGCCCAUGUGGAGUAUGAAACUACUAAGCGUCAUUAUGCCCAUGUAGAUUGUCCCGGUCAUGCAGAUUAUGUCAAAAACAUGAUUACUGGUGCCGCCCAAAUGGAUGGUGGUAUAUUAGUUGUUUCAGCUCCUGAUGGCCCUAUGCCACAGACUAAGGAGCACAUCCUGCUCGCAAGACAGGUCGGUGUGCCUUCAUUGGUUUGUUUUCUGAAUAAAGUUGAUGCUGUUGAUGAUCCGGAGUUACUUGAACUUGUGGAAAUGGAGCUCCGCGAGCUACUUAGCUUCUACAAGUUUCCUGGUGAUGAAAUACCUAUCAUUAGAGGUUCAGCUCUGUCAGCUUUACAAGGUACCAACGAAGAAAUAGGGAAGAAAGCUAUUUUGAAGUUAAUGGAUGCUGUAGAUGAAUAUAUUCCGGACCCUGUACGCCAACUUGACAAGCCUUUCUUAAUGCCAAUUGAGGAUGUCUUCUCUAUUCAGGGUCGUGGAACUGUUGCUACUGGCCGUAUCGAACAAGGGAAAAUUAAGACGGGAGAGGAUGUUGAAAUCUUAGGUUUGAUGCAGGGUGCGCCACUAAAAACAACUGUAACUGGUGUUGAAAUGUUCAAGAAAAGCUUGGAUUAUGGGCAAGCUGGUGAUAAUGUGGGUCUUCUUCUAAGGGGUUUGAAACGGGAAGACAUACAGCGUGGACAAGUGAUUGCAAAGCCUGCUAGUGUGAAAACAUACAAGAGAUUUGAGGCAGAGAUAUAUGUGCUGACAAAAGAUGAAGGUGGUCGUCACACAGCGUUUUUCUCCAAUUACAAGCCUCAGUUCUACUUGAGAACUGCAGACAUUACGGGCAAAGUUGAGUUGCCUGAAAAUGUUAAGAUGGUUAUGCCUGGUGACAAUGUCACUGCUACCUUUGAACUGUUAUUACCCGUUCCCCUCGAUGCAGGUCAAAGAUUUGCACUGCGUGAGGGUGGUAGAACAGUUGGUGCAGGAGUAGUCUCAAAAGUCAUAAGUUAGUUGAUGAUAAAUGUUCUUCUUCCAUUAUUAUUCAUCUCUUUGUCAGAAUACGAGACGACAGAAGACAAAAAAGACUGGCAGCAGGCCUUGGACCGGGUCGAGUUACUUUUCAUUGAGUUUUAAGGAUAUUAGAACUUGAGAAACAAAAAAGGAGAAUAUUUUUCUUCACAUUGUGAUUCAUUAACUACUUUUGUAGAUUGAUUAAUAAUUUGUCCAGAAGAAACUAAAUGAUGGUUGUGAUCAAGUUUACUU